Molecule: messenger RNA, 1009 nt
Organism: Scomber japonicus (chub mackerel)
Lineage: Eukaryota; Metazoa; Chordata; Actinopteri; Scombriformes; Scombridae
Product: transmembrane protein 238-like
Exons: 2
Coding region: 126-602 (158 amino acids)
Source: RefSeq, a predicted model, not a curated record
CUGGCUCACCUUACAGCCACUCUGAAACUCAAUGCCACGCCAUAAAGCCAGGAAAUAAGCAGGUAUUGUGAGAGACCCCCGUGUCUCUCUGGAGUCAUAUAGGCCUACUGAGUGUGUGUGUUGAUAUGGAACCAGAGUACCGGGGCCUGGGUCGCUGUGCGGGCUGCUUCUGGCUCGCCGUAGCCUUUGACAUAGUAGGACUGCUGGUGCUUCUCAUCGGUGUGUUCGUCAACGUGUUUUUCUAUGACCUGCUCAUCUACGCGGGCGCCAUCGUCAUCUUCCUCAGCCUCAUCUGGUGGGUGUUUUGGUACUCUGGGAAUAUCGAAGUUCCCCCGGCAGAGCUGGAGGAUGAUGUGGGCUUAUUGAAGAAGGAUAAGGGGGGGUUGAGCGGGGUUGUGAGGCGUCUUUCCAGCAGAGUGUCCAGCAGCAUCAGGAACUCAUUCCGGAGGAACGGAGGACCGUCCCGCGUGCAGAGGUCAGCUACCAGGCAGGCAGCGGCACCGCAGGGGGAGCAAGUGGCAGUUGCUAUGGCAACGGUAACCCCGCAUGAGGAUACCCCGCAAGCUACUGUUUCUACAGAGGCGGCCAGUGACGUUGUGUAGAGAUGCACACAGCUACAGAGAGACCUGACCUGCAUGAUGUAGGCCGACAGACACUGGAGUAGAUCCUCACAGCACUGAACUGAAGAGAGCUCGUCCUGCAGUGUCUUCAGCUGGCUCCAUGUGAUGCUCUUUUUUACUGUUUGUGUGUUUAAUUAAUUAAUUCAAAUUAAUUAUGAAGCACUGUUGAGUCUGUACUAAAGACUGUUAAAAUUGUAUAUUUUCCUAUUAAAUGUGAUGUUUUUAAUCAGUAUGUCAGAUUUCUGUGUCCAGAUUCAGUCUGUUUGAGAUGAAUACACAUUGUUAAAUAUCUAGGACAGGCCUGCACCAUCAGUUGAGUCACACACACACACACACACACACACACACACACACACACACACACACACACACACACACACACACACACA